UUUUAAUCAAGAAGAUGAAUUGUGCAUGCAAGGGUAAAGUAACGCCUUAUUCCUCGUCAUCAAAGAUUAGUUAUUGACGCAGCUUCUGGAGUGCACCCAAAUGCACCGGAAGUGACAAAUGUGUUACGUUACAUCUGCGCCACUGUGUUUUUAAAAAAGCGGCGGUAGCCUUUCUGCUGUACUCAUGUAGGAGCUUUAGCCUGUUGUCAUUUCCACACUCCACCGCCGUUCAUGAGUGCGGUAUCCUGGUGUUGAAAGCUCCAGUACCAUGCACCAGCAGCCGAGUGCAAAGGAGCUAGGCCUUCUGGGAAAUCUGUGUCCUGGCGACGGGUGGUUGGAUGGGAAGACUUUCUACCUGGAUAAUGUGAAGAAACGUCAAACAGUGCUGCUUUUGGAGGCAAUAUCCCUUCAUGGCGGGAGAGUCGAGAGUUUUCUACACAAGGAUGUAAACUUUGUUGUUACUGGGAGUCAAGAGGCUCUGAAAGAGAAGAGAACAGAUGUCAGAGGAGGAGGAGGAGGAGGAGGAGAAAAGACUUUGAAAGAUGAAGCCCGAAAUCAUACUAAGCAACCAGACAGUGUCCUCAGCAGUGAAAAAAGACAACGGCAACCAGGAACUCCAAGACCCCUGGUCUGUGGUAGCCGUGGCAAGGCUCUACUUGAAAAAGCUAUCCGUAACAACGAACGACUGCAAGGCAGCAGUGUUUUGGCAAGUGCCCGAUUAUGGGGAGUGAAGAUUUUGUAUGUGGAUGACGUAUUGUUCUAUCUAAAACAAGUGAAUCGAGAGAGCUCCAGUACAAAACAAAAGAGGCCAGAGAAGACAAACUCCCAACCACAAAUUUCUCAUGUCAAAGCUGCAGCUUUAAGGUCUCCAUAUCUCAAAAUAGAAGACACGAGCAAGAAAUAUAAACCCUUGCACAUGCAGGCUAUGACCUUCCCCUCACUUUAUUACCUGGGUCGAUUUAGUCCUUUUGAGUCUCCUCCCCCUCCUCGCUUUGAAAAACCAAAAGAAGAGAAAGAAACAAGCAAGAGGGAGAAGAAAUAUGUUGAAAGCAGCAUUAAUGACAAGUCCCAAACCCCACUCAUCUGUAACCCUUCACCUUGGCGGACACGCAGGAAGGACACGUCCUACUGUGAAUGCUGUCACCAGGCCUUCACUAGUCUGGAGGAGCAUUUACAGUCUGAGCAGCACCGAACAUUUGCCCUGGAUCAGUCCAACUACGGUGUGAUUGAUCAACUUGUUGCUGAAAUGUUUCCGGGAUUUAACCCUGAUCCUUCUGAACACUUAGAGGAUUUGUUAAGCGGGCCACCAACUCUAAUACCCAUUCAGGUUGUCUGUGAACUGGAGCCUCUCACUGACGGUGAGACUGAGCAAGCAGUUUUGGCUCUGCGCCGACAGAGUUCCUCAAUCAAUACUCCUACAGAGACUCCUCUCUGCUUCAGACCAGCUAACCCAGCACUUGAAGACGAGUGUUCCAUUUCAAAUUUGCCCCUACCACCCGGUGACCUCAAUAUCCCUGACAUCGAGCCUCGCUCUUCGAGCCCCAUAAUGCCUGUGUUAGAUAUUGAACUGCCAGCCACGAGCUCAGUCUGCCAGAUUUUGUCCCAGCAUACAACCUCUGACCCUUACAUUUUACCUCCAGUCCUCAGCCCUCAAGUUCCUUACACCUGCUGCACUGAAGAUGUAGGCAACUCACACUUAGAGCCCCCUGUUUUAAGUCCACAGCCAUUUACUGCAGAACAGACUGUGGACAGAGUCUGUGAUAUGGAUACAGUGGAGCACUUGUGUGAGCCGAUCUCGGCUGUCUCUGUUCAACUUCUUUCCUCUGUGGCUGAUACAGAAGGGGGAGGGUCAAACCAGGCUGGAUUUUUGUUAUCGUGUUCUAACAGUGGUAAAGUCAACAAUUCAGGUACUUCACAUAGAUUCCAAUCUCUGCCACAGCAGUUGGCAACUUGGCCAAACCCCAAAAAACGCUGGCGAUCAGCGAGCCCUGACUUUAUCUACAACAAGAGGAGAAGGAUUGAAAUGAAAAAGGAUGAAUUUGUUUGCACUCAACAGGACUCCAAAGCUCCAGAAAGAGACACAAGGACAAAGUUUUGGACCUGUUCAGUGUUAGAAGACGCAUCUCAUAAAUCAAUGCCGAGCUGCCUUCAGCAGAAUUCAACAUCACAACCCAAUUUGACUUUUUUAUAUUCUUCCUCUGCACAGACAGCAGACAUUUCAGGUCCUAGUCACAUGUUGGGGUUGUCUCCAUCAAAGACUUCAAAAAUGUGUCCCCCAGUUAAGCCCACCAAUGAAAACUGUCUCAGUGGGGUCUCCAGCCAGGACUCUCAGCGUUCACUAUCCCUCUCUACCUCUGUGUGCAUCGACUCUGCCCUCAUACCAGACGUGGCCGCACUUUCUGGGGCAUCGUCCGAGUCUGACUGGGACUGUGACCUGCUGUCCCGGCUGGGCACCACCUCUGCCUUGCACCUGUCGGCAACGGAGCAGGGCUGCGAGCUAGACAGGGAGCUCCUCCUUCAGCCGUGCACCUGGUUGCACGACACCAGCUACGAGUCACGGCUACACACUGCCCUCGAGCCCUCAAAUCCUCUCUGUGGGGAAGAAAUGGACUCUGCCGUGUUUUCCCGAACUGUGAUGCAAAUUGUCAAAGUUCAGCACUAAUGAAUUAUUUCAUUUUUAUUUUAUUUUUUAAAUUUUGAAGAUUUUAAAUAUCCACAUCUUGAAGGAUUCACUUGGAUCAGCAAAUUGGGUGUUGUGGAAAUGGUGCGCAGCCCCUACACACAGUCUGCGUUUAAUGAGUUAUAAACAUAAAACUCAAACUUUUAAUUAAUCCAAUGAACAUUUAGUAUUCAACUCAGUGUUUUGAUGUAUCUGGUGACUAUCAAGAAUAUCCAUUUUCAUUUCAUCCUCCCACUUUUCCACCAGCCUAGGACCCGGGGCCAUUUCUGUAUGUUGUGCUGACUGCGUCCUUUCAACAGCUAUGUCCGGGAACACGCAGUGGUACUGGGAAUUUAAUGAGUUUUUUUCUGAGGGGAGGCAUUACUCAAUUAGUGUAAGUGCUGCAUUUGGAUCAGAUCCCGAC
Messenger RNA from Cynoglossus semilaevis (tongue sole), 3083 nucleotides. RefSeq names its product DBF4B-CDC7 kinase regulatory subunit (gene dbf4b). Gene Ontology annotation, biological process: positive regulation of nuclear cell cycle DNA replication; regulation of cell cycle phase transition. The record is from RefSeq and is a predicted model, not a curated record. Gene Ontology annotation, cellular component: Dbf4-dependent protein kinase complex. Gene Ontology annotation, molecular function: protein serine/threonine kinase activator activity; nucleic acid binding; zinc ion binding. Bases 269 to 2662 code for a protein of 797 amino acids. NCBI's taxonomy places the organism in Eukaryota, Metazoa, Chordata, Actinopteri, Pleuronectiformes, Cynoglossidae. The transcript is spliced from 13 exons.